Aspergillus sclerotioniger CBS 115572 is the source of this 1040-nucleotide messenger RNA. RefSeq names its product NmrA-like family protein. The record is from RefSeq and is a predicted model, not a curated record. The transcript has a single exon. The coding region runs from base 87 to 1040 and encodes 317 amino acids. NCBI's taxonomy places the organism in Eukaryota, Fungi, Ascomycota, Eurotiomycetes, Eurotiales, Aspergillaceae.
AACCCAUCAUACCAACUAUAAAUCCAUCCCCACCAAUCUCCAUCUCCAUCUCCAUCUCCAUCCCCAUCCCAAGCUUCAUAUCAGCCAUGACCCCUGUUAUAAUCUUCGGCCCCACCGGCUCUGUCGGCUCCGCCACCGCGCUUACCGCCCACACCCAAGGAUGCAAAGUAUACCUCGCCCUGCGCGACACCACCAAACCCAUCCCCGGCCUCACAACAGCCCAAGAACAGUCGGGAAACUUCACCCGUAUCCAAACCGACUUCUCCAACCCCACCAGCAUCACCACCGCCGUGGCCCAAAGCAAAGCCAAACACGCUUUCAUCUACACGGAUCUCACCUCCCCAGACCACAUGCGCGGGACUUUCACCGCUCUCAAAGAAGCAGGGGUGGAGUUUGUUGUGUUGUUGAGUAGUUUUGGAGUUCAGGGUGAUAUUCACCAUGUGGCGUCUGAGGAUGUGAUUGCGUAUGUGCAUGCGCAAGCGGAGAUCUCCCUGCGGGAGGUAUUCGAGGAUGAUGGGUAUGUUGCUGUCCGGCCGGGGUUUUAUGCGAGUAAUUCGCUUUGGUGGAGAAAUUCUAUCCAGAAUGGGAAUGGGGUGAGGGUUGCCUGGGCGGAGGGGGUAUUUGAUUGGAUUUCGCCGGGGGAUGUAGGGUGUGUAUCUGGGAUGAUAUUAGCGCGGAGGGCUAGGGGUGUCGAGACGGGGGUGGAAGAGGGGAAGUCGUUUGUGUAUCUGGUUGGACCGGAGCAGAUGAGUGUGAGGGAGGUUAUUGAGACGGUUGGAUCUGUGCUUGGGAGGGAGGUUAGUGUGAUUGAGGUGGGUGAGGAGGAAGGGGUGGAGAGUUUGGUGCGGGAGUCGGGACUGCAUGAGGGGAUUGCGAGGUCUGUGGUGGGGUUUUGUAGGGGGGCGGUGGUGGAGGGGAGGUCGUUUAUUGAGAGUCCGGUUUAUGGGGGUGCGGUGGGGAAUAUUGAGAGGUUUUUGGGGAGGGAGGCGAUGGGGUUUAGGGAGUGGGUGGAAGUUAAUCGGGGGAAGUUUGGUGUUUAG